AGAUAUUUAUCUUGUGCAAUAAUUAUCUAUUAGUUGUGGCAAAUUAUUUUCUUUUCUUCGAAUUUAAACUAGUCAAAGCGAUGGCUGGUUGCUGACAACUUCUAUGUGUAUUUACUGUUGAGUAUUUUUAAUCAAGUAUCAUCAAUUUGUUCUGAAAAAUAUAAAAAAUGGAUAUAACUGAACUGAUUAAAAAAGGGAGACGCUUGACAGAUGGAAACUAUUCGCCACGCAAGUUAAUGCUGGUGAUUUUGUUGGUGCUGGUGUUUUUCCUAUAUGCUGGCCCUUACAUUCUCAGGACACUCUUUUCUACAAGGAUGUCUCUCAUCACAGAGUCGGCAACUGAGAGUGUUGCUUCCCGUGUUGCCCUGCAUAAGUUGGCUCUUUCAUCACUUGAUGCUCACAUAUUGUACACCCAGCCUCCUGAAUUACUGGAAACAACUAUGCUGCGUCAUGCACAAGAGGCAGAUGGCGAUGUUGCUUCUCUUCCUGUGCAAAAGUUUAUUCCAUUCAUUGGUAAUGGAUACAUUGGGGUGUGGUUAUCAGCAUUGCAGCCAUUGCUGAAACCUGACUCCUUGCCUCAAGAAAGUAAGCUCUACAUAAGACAUGGCCGAAACCUGGCCCUUCCAGUUCCAUAUGAGCCUCUGUUACGGAUAUAUGUUGAUGGUGGGGUGCUGCAUGAAGCUGUAGUGACAGACUACAGACAGGCGACGGUAGACAAGAUACAAGCCUGGCGCAUCGCGUCCUUUGCCACCAACCAGCGCUCAGCUGGUGAAGCGCAGCCACCAGUCUCGGCAAGCGACACUGAAGGUGGAGGCAACGUGGAAGUUACCCAUAAGCUGCUCGCCCAUCGCACUAUACCAUCUCUGCUGCUGCAGGAUGUUGUGGUUAUGAAUCCAAAUCCCGUGAGCGUCUUUGUCAGAAUAACGCGGGCCGGAGAAAAGCAUUGGAGCCACGUCUCCACCGACACAUUCUCGUGGGUAGAGUCACCGCUCGGCAUCAGUCAGCCCGGCCACGCGACGCGGCAGGAGUACAGCGUCGUUACGGGCACCGUCCCCGCGCCCGCGAGGCUCGCUCACCGCCACCAGCAGGCGUCCAAUAAAGUCAUCGUGGUCGCCGUCGCCACCCUCACACUGCCGCCUGUGCUUCAGGUGGAGCCACGCAUGUCAACGACUCUGCACGUGCUCACAGCCAUCAACUAUUCUGAGCCGAUAUUUCUGCAGGAUUUACACGUCGCAACUAAUGCUGCGCGACAAGCAGUCAUUCAGACCCUGCAAUCAGCCGUGUCUGAAAGUUCCAUUUCAAGUCUGGUGCGGAGCCACAGCGAGAGCUGGUCUGCUGUGUGGCGUUCCGGCGUUCAUAUCGAGACUUCCAGAGCUCAAGACUCUCUAAAUGGCGACCUCAUCAACGCUACCAUAUAUAACGUGCUGAGUCAGGUUCGAGCGCCGUUGCAGGAAACGUCGCUGCCGCCUCAGCAGUGGGCAGAUCUCGCUCAGCAGCUCAGCCCCCGACGCAGUGAAGGCUGCUACCAGGGGCACCACACGCUUCAGGCGGAGAAGCUGUGGUCUCCCCUGACCACCAUUGAUGACGUGCAACAGACUGUGCAGGCAUGGCUCAUCACGCUCGAGAAGCAGGGAUGUCACGGUCUCCUGCAAGCUGGGGCUGAUGGCGUGCUACAGGCGAUGCUGCUCAGCAUGGGCGGACUAUCCUUCCGUAACCUGCAUCUCCAGAUGAACACUCAAGCUAGUGACCUGCAUCGUGAUCUAACUUUCAGGCGCCUUUACUACGGCGUUGACGUUCAUCUGAACUUGAGUGUGGAGGUGCAAGACCACGACUACAAGCCACUGCUGUGGCUGACGCUCGAGCAGCAACAGAUGCCUGCCGAUGCCAGCAAUGACAGCAAAAACAGCGCUGUGGCUGGCAUUAUAAAACCUGGGAAUUCGUUAGAUUUUUUUAAAUCUGAUAAAUCGAUUGAUGAAAUAUCGAAGGGGCUUUUCAGCAAAGAAGGAAGUCAGCACAUCAACGUGAACUACAUCUACAUGCAGAGCUACGGGUACAGUGGCGUUGAGCUCUUGUCGAAUGUUCCUGAUGCCGACAGGCGAGCCCAAGGCCACCAGGCGGCGAGUGAGAGCUUCUAUGCCUGCGAUGGCGGCUGCCUCGACCCGCCUGUACAGCUGGGGAGGCAAGCACAGCCGUUCCCAGUGAAGCUGACUGAGCCCGUGACUGCGGUGCUGUACAUCACGGCAGACAAGCAGCACAUGGAGGAACUCAAGCAUUCCAUCCACGUCAAGGAGGUGGCCAUAGCGCCCGGUCAUCACCAGUCGGUGAUCGCGCUGCACCGGCACGGCCACAAGUGGGGGCGGUUACCCCCUCUCUUCUGGCUCUCGAUCGCAGCCCUCAUCGUAACGUUCCAUCUGUUCCUUGUGAAGCUCGUCGUCAACGAGUACUGCUCAGGCGACGUGCGAGCGCGCUACAGGUAUGCCAGCCGCUCACUCUACACGCUGCACCCUGACGACUCGCCAUAUUUCAAAAAGUCCCGCCGCCUCUUACCGUGACACGACGCCCACAGUGAUCGUUCGUAAACCCUCCUCCGCCCCCGCACGCAGACAGUGCCGCAAUAGUAAGGUUCUUCUCGAGACAGCCUGUCGUUGCCAGCGAGCGCCGGUUACCUUCCAGCCAACGCCCUCAUCGUGCUUGUAGCGCUCUGAAAAACUCCUUACAAACAAGGCUACUCGACGCUUUGUAUUCGGAACUUGUCGCACUAAUUUCGGAAGAAUUUGUGAUUAGUUCAUUAGAGGAGAAUUGAUUCGGGUCGAGUUUGGUUUUUAUUUAAAUAAUGGCUCAUCAGCUUGAGGCUGAUGUAUAACGAAUGAUUACUUGCCUUUAGCUGCACGUGUGAUGCAUUUUGGUGUUGGGUUUCAAUUAUUGGUUUAUUUGUAUUCUGGUGAUCUAAGCAAGACGAGAAGUGCUCAACCUGAUUAUCAAAAGUGUAUAAUAAUGAACAUUAAUGCUGUACAGUAUUUUCUUCUGAGCUAAGUAUGAUAUUGGGAAGGCAUGAAUGAUGCUUCAUCGUAUCAAUCCUUGAGUUUCGGCGUGUGUCGAGUUAUACAAAUUUUUGUAAGAUUGUCUCUAUGCAUGCUAGCGUGCAUUCUGGACUGCUUGCUUGCGUGCAUGUUAGACUCUUAUAUGCCAAAUAAAUUACGUUUACGCGGCAUUUCUUUGGGAGUAAUCACGACAAUGUCGCAAAUGUAAUCUCCCAUGCCUAGCGUUGCAUGAUUCCAUGAUAAUUUGUUGCUUGAGGUCGAUCAACACAUUAUAAACCUCUUACGUUUUAACCAAUUACUUCACAGAUAAUCAGCUAGCUUGUCGAAAUGACUUGUGAUAAAUGUUCGUCAGAUCAACCUUCUUCUCUUAAUUUUAUGUACAGCUCGUGGUGAUAGGAAUGAUUUGGCUAGUGAGUGCAGCUUUAUUUAUCUAACCUAUAUUUGCUGUUGAAUUAAUGAAUGAUGAAUAUAAAUAAGUAUAUUUUUUAAUCGCAUGUGACUUAGAGACUAAUCAGAAGCUUCAUUCGUAUGUUUCUUUCUACGUUUCUUUUGUCCCUGCAUAAAAGGGGGUUCCAGCAUCAACAUCCUGAAAGUUAGCAAGAUUGAGCCUCUAAAAGUCUAAACAAAUGCACUGUUGCGGUGUUUAUCGGAUCUUUACAGGAAGCUGUCGGAUUUCUGAGAGGACAUUUCGUCGGAGCUUCCUUCUCACUCGCCCGGUCCAUGCUGGUUUUGGGAUUGUGGUGCGAGACACGCUGCUAAGCGCUUGUUAUAAUUAUUAUUUAACACAUAAUAUAAUUAAAUUAUUUUAUCCUUCAUUGGUAAAUUAUUUAAAUUCAAUUACCUAAUUGUGCUUUCUAUUAUGCCCCUGAUUAGGCAACUUGUGAGAGAAGCAAUAACGGAUAUUUCGUUGUGAUUUUAUUUUUCUAGCUUCAAAAAUCGAGGAAGGCAAUCUGCAUUUAGGACGUGUGAUCGUCUGUGCUUCGAAUGGAUUUGCCUCGCACGUUAAGUUUGGGGUUUUCGGAUGUCUUAUUAUUGCUGCUAAUGUUGUAUGUUCGUAAUAAUGCGAGCAUAUUCCACGAGAUAGGGACUAUCAGCUCUUAAACGUGUUGACUUUCCCCGCGCAGAUAGUAGCGGCUUAAAUUUAAUCUCAGCCAAAUUGCCGGCCGUUGUUGAUGCUUGUAGAUCUUCGCUUUGGUUUUAUAUAACCACAUUUUUAAAGAUUACUUAAGAAAGAAUCAUUUCACAUUUAAACCUAAAUCGUAGCUUUGGAUGAUCACUGAUGCGUCCACCAUUAACGGUCGAUAGUUAGCGUUACUGAUGCAUCGCAUUAUGUUAUCGGGCAUUAAUAUCAGGCAUUAUCCGCGUUCUUAUUGGUUUUUAGUAAACUGAAAAGGCCUAUAGUUUCCUCCAUCGUUGAUGUUGCCGAACAUAAUGUUACUUAUCUGCUAUUAAUUUGUACUAAACACGCAACUUGUUCUCGACAUAUUGUUUUAGGCAGAAUUUGGCCAUCAUGCAUUUCAGUGACUUGUUUAUACAAUUGUCUGCCCUGUUAUGGCCACGGAUAUACUUUCUUUUUUUACUAACGCAAUGAAUAUUGUAUAAUUCUUUGCUUUCUUGCAUCUUUGUUUAUAGUUAUUUCUUAAUUGUUUGGUUGUUUGAUUUGUAAAUAUGAAUUGUUUUGAUCAUAUUCUACUGCUUGCGUGUCUAUAGCGUGAGAAAUUAUCGCUGUUUCUACUUAAAAAUCUUUAAUCCGGGGGUUAAUUCUUCUCGAUUGCAUUGAGGUGCAAGCAUGACGAGUAAGGAAGCACAAGCAUACAUUCUAUUUUAACAUUAAGUAUAUUGAAAUUAAUUAUUAAUCUAACUGAGAAAAUGCCUACAAAUUUAUCCCGCGCAAAAGAUUUUGAAAUGAAAGAUAUACAUUUGUAUGCUGUAAAUUCUAAGGAAAUGUGAUUUGGAGUGUUAUGAAAUUCGUACGUUAGAACAUAAAGAUAGUAUGUUUUUUGCUGAUGGCACUACAAGAAGGAGGUAUAAAAAACCGACCAAACUUGUAAAAAAAAUGUCUUCAGUUUUGCGGAAUUGUCAAUUGUGAUGAAGAUAUGAAGAAGGAAGGAGCUUAAUUUCUCCCCGUAGAAUUAGGAUGAUCUUUAUAUGGCCGUUGUCCUGGAGCCGUGCUAUCAACACUCGCUUGAGUACACACAGCUGCCUAAGUGCACGUAGCGGCAGAUUUCUCGACUGUGAUUGGUGGAUUUACUUCAAAAAGACGUCGGUGAUUGGCUGACCGAGUUACGAAUUCUCGAGUAUUUUUGAUAUUGCGGCUCCUGGUCAUCGUGCUCGUUGAUGCUUCCACUAGUCUUAAGCUCUGUGUAGGAUAUUGUGUUACGUGUUAAUGGCUAUGCAGUGAUGACGUCACCGUGUUCCAUAUGGGUGAUGAAAGGGACCUGGACAAUAUAAGCACAUUACGCUCCGUCAUAUGGCCUAAAUUAAUAACUACCUUGUAAUUUCUUUUGUUGUGACGUCCAAAGUACUGCGCCAGGGGCAUUAAGGUGAUUAACCUUACUUAUUCCGUCAACUUAAUACAAUGUACGUGUGUGGUCAAUGGUUGCUGUUCUAUUGUCUAGAUAUCAUUAUUGUUUGUGCUAUUCCAACACGUGAUAACGAAUUAAAUACAUUUUAAACCCAA
Hyalella azteca is the source of this 5721-nucleotide messenger RNA. RefSeq lists its product as uncharacterized. The coding region runs from base 168 to 2552 and encodes 794 amino acids. The record is from RefSeq and is a predicted model, not a curated record. NCBI's taxonomy places the organism in Eukaryota, Metazoa, Arthropoda, Malacostraca, Amphipoda, Hyalellidae. The transcript is spliced from 18 exons.